Molecule: messenger RNA, 708 nt
Organism: Talaromyces atroroseus
Lineage: Eukaryota; Fungi; Ascomycota; Eurotiomycetes; Eurotiales; Trichocomaceae
Exons: 4
Coding region: 1-708 (235 amino acids)
Cellular component (GO): Mis6-Sim4 complex
Source: RefSeq, a predicted model, not a curated record
AUGGAGAGCUCGCGCACGAUAUUGGAACUAAAGACAUCGUUUAUUAGAAAUCAAGUGCGAAUCCUUUCGACAGCCAUCGCGCCCCAGGAAGGAUGGAGGGGCUUUGCGCCAGAGACUGAAGAUGACCUGAGCGAGAAAGUGGUGGAGGAAGCUCUACAGAAGCUGAACGCAAUUUUAAAGCAGCACAAUCGCGUUGUUUAUUCGACUCAAGCCAUCCAACACAUUGUUCGACAGAUCGAAAGCUUGUACUGGAACUCGGUCAAAAGCGAAAUCCUCAACCCGAGUCAAGGGCUGAGUGGGGUGGAAAUUGGUUCAGACCUGUCAAACCAUUUAGUCAUCGAGAAACUGCCGUCCCAAUACCGCGGAGACGAUGCGUCAAUUGAGGACAAAGAAAGGUACAAGGCUCUACACGAACGAUUAAUUGCAUUGGACAACAGGCGGCAAGCACAACAGAAGCGUUUAGCUCAGUACAAGCAGCUAGAAUUCCUCCUUGAGCCAUUCAAAAAUCCGCACGACAAUAUCCAGCCUAAUCUGAUCACGAAAGAUGGCGAAAUUGUUCGAGAAAUCGAUAAAAUGCGCAUGCUGGUGGCAAGGGUUGCGGGGAGGAUUCACAAUACUCGUGUUAUACAGACAGGAGAAGACAACUCGACUAUAAUACCCUCUACAGAUCCUGGAGAUAGGCUUGCAGCUUUGCUCGAUAUGACUUGA